UUUCCGGUCUUGGCAGCCCGAGUGAAGAAGCAGAAAUGGCACCUCGCAAGGGGAAGGAAAAGAAGGAAGAACAGGUCAUCAGCCUUGGACCUCAGGUUGCAGAGGGAGAAAAUGUGUUUGGUGUCUGCCAUAUCUUUGCUUCUUUCAACGAUACCUUUGUCCAUGUGACUGAUCUCUCUGGCAAAGAAACCAUCUGCCGAGUGACUGGUGGGAUGAAGGUCAAGGCUGACAGAGAUGAAUCUUCUCCCUAUGCUGCUAUGUUGGCCGCUCAGGACGUUGCCCAGAGAUGUAAAGAACUAGGCAUCACUGCCCUUCACAUCAAACUUCGGGCCACAGGAGGAAAUCGGACUAAGACACCUGGCCCUGGUGCUCAGUCAGCCCUGAGAGCCCUGGCACGUUCUGGAAUGAAGAUUGGGCGGAUUGAGGAUGUCACUCCCAUCCCCUCUGACAGCACUCGCAGAAAGGGUGGUCGCCGUGGUCGCCGUCUGUGAACCUUGUUUGCUGGAUUAUUUUUGUCAAUAAAGAUAUCACAAUGA
This is a messenger RNA of Gracilinanus agilis (Agile Gracile Mouse Opossum), 536 nucleotides long. It is a transcript of the gene RPS14, whose product is annotated as ribosomal protein S14. The transcript is spliced from 5 exons. The coding region runs from base 36 to 491 and encodes 151 amino acids. NCBI's taxonomy places the organism in Eukaryota, Metazoa, Chordata, Mammalia, Didelphimorphia, Didelphidae. Gene Ontology annotation, molecular function: small ribosomal subunit rRNA binding; structural constituent of ribosome; mRNA 5'-UTR binding. The record is from RefSeq and is a predicted model, not a curated record. Gene Ontology annotation, biological process: maturation of SSU-rRNA from tricistronic rRNA transcript (SSU-rRNA, 5.8S rRNA, LSU-rRNA); ribosomal small subunit assembly; translation. Gene Ontology annotation, cellular component: ribosome; cytosolic small ribosomal subunit.